This is a messenger RNA of Microcebus murinus (gray mouse lemur), 1915 nucleotides long. NCBI's taxonomy places the organism in Eukaryota, Metazoa, Chordata, Mammalia, Primates, Cheirogaleidae. The record is from RefSeq and is a predicted model, not a curated record.
CGGCCGCCAAGCAAUCCCGGAUCCUCACGACACUGCGUGCGCGCGCACACGAAAGGACGGUGGCGCACUUUACGGCGGCAGCGUAAUUGCGUGGCGAUCGUCAGAGGCCUUAGUUCGCACGUGGCGCCUGCGGAGUUAUCUGUUGCCGCUGCUUCAGCUGCCACUGUCGUUUCCUCAGCCAGUAUGAAGCGACCAAAGUUGAAAAAAGCAAGUAAACGCAUGACCUGCCACAAGAGGUAUAAAAUCCAAAAAAAGGUCCGAGAGCACCAUCGAAAAUUGAGGAAGGAGGCUAAAAAACGGGGUCACAAGAAGCCUAGGAAAGAUCCAGGAGUUCCAAAUAGUGCUCCCUUUAAGGAGGCUCUUCUUCGUGAGGCUGAGCUAAGGAAACAGCGGCUUGAAGAACUAAAACAGCAGCAGAAACUUGACAGGCAGAAGGAACAAGAUAAGAAAAGAAAACUUGAAACUAAUCCUGGUGUUAAGCUAUCUAAUGUGGAACCCAUGAAAGAGGAAUUUGGACAUUGCAAAACUAAGAACAAAGCCAUUUCGGGUAAACAGAGUUCAAAGAAGUUGUAUUGUCAAGAACUUAAAAAGGUGAUUGAAGCCUCAGAUGUUGUGCUAGAGGUGUUGGAUGCCAGAGAUCCUCUUGGUUGCAGGUGUCCUCAGGUAGAAAAGGCCAUUGUUCAGCAUGGACAGAAAAAGCUGGUACUUGUAUUAAAUAAAUCAGAUCUGGUACCAAUGGAGAAUUUGGAGAGCUGGCUAAAUUAUUUGAAGAAAGAAUUGCCAACAGUGGUGUUCAAAGCCUCAACAAAUCCGAGGGACAAAGGGAGAAUAACCAAAUAUGUGAAGGUAAAGAAGAAAGCUGCUCCAUUCAAAAGUAAAGUCUGCUUUGAAGAGGGCCUUUGGAAACUUCUUGAAGGUUUUCAGGAGACUUAUGGCAAAGCCAUUCAAGUUGGAAUAAACCAGUGUCCCCAUCAAUUCCAUUUAUCUUCUUUCAGGAGCAUGCAGGUUGUCCCCUUGGACAAGCAUAUCACAAUCAUAGAUAGUCCAUGCUUCAUUGUAUCUCCAUUUAACUCCUCCACUGCACUUGCUCUGCGAAGUCCAGCAAGUAUUGAAGUGUUAAAGCCAGUGGAGGCUGCCAGUGCUAUCCUGUCUCAGGCUGACACUCGACAGGUAGUACUGAAAUAUACUGUCCCAGACUUUAAGAAUUCUCUGGAAUUUUUUACUAUGCUUGCUCAGAGAAGAGGUCUGCACCAAAAAGGUGGAACCCCAAACAUUGAAGGUGCUGCCAAACUGCUGUGGUCUGAGUGGACUGGUGCCUCAUUAGGUUACUAUUGCCAUCCUCCUACAUUCUGGACAACUCCUCCACAUUUUAAUGAGACUAUUAUUGCAGACAUGAAAUGUGGUUUUAAUCUGGAAGAACUGGAAAAGAACAAUGCACACAGCAUAAAAGCCAUCAGGGGCCCUCUUUUGGCCAACAGUAUCCUUUUCCACUCUUUGGGUAUGACAAGUGGAAUAAUAGAGGGAAAGGACAUACAUGAAGUAGUGCCAAAACAGAAAGAGGAAGAAGAGGAGGAGAAGGAAGAUGAAAUGAACAGUGACCAGGAAACUGUUGAUAAUAAAAUUGAUGAAAAGAGCUCAGACAUGUCCCCAGCAGAAGAGACAUGGGAGGUGCUGCCUGAGGAGUCUACAGCAGGUGAACAGCCUGCAAGAUCUUUUACCUUGGAUAAACUGAUUGAAGAGGAUGAUGCUUAUGAUUUCAGUACAGAUUAUGUGUAAUAACAAUGUCCUUUUAUGAGAGGUUUUAACAUUGUAAGACUGCUAAAGUGUUGUGUAUAAUGUGCAUUUGUUAUGGUGUGUGACAUAAGCUGUAAAUUUUGUGAAUGUUGUAUUCAUUAAAACAAUAAGGCAAUUACAA